Molecule: messenger RNA, 1350 nt
Organism: Nicotiana attenuata
Lineage: Eukaryota; Viridiplantae; Streptophyta; Magnoliopsida; Solanales; Solanaceae
Product: electron transfer flavoprotein subunit alpha, mitochondrial
Exons: 7
Coding region: 211-1335 (374 amino acids)
Cellular component (GO): mitochondrion
Molecular function (GO): electron transfer activity; flavin adenine dinucleotide binding
Source: RefSeq, a predicted model, not a curated record
GCUGCUGCGGAGCAGGCAAUCGUAGGUUUGGUAUGGGAAAUUUGGAAUAGAUAGCCACGCCACGCUGAAAAAGAAAAAAGAUAAACACGCCACGCCACGCCACGCCACGCCACGCCACGCCACUAUUAUUGAAUCUUUAAUUAAUUUUAAUGACACGACAUUUGACCCAAAAUAACAUAAAGUGGAAGCGAAUUCUCACAGUUUGAUGAAAUGGCCAGUGGAAGGAUGCUCUUCGCAUUCAGAAACCUCUCCAUUACUGCACGUAUAACCCCAUAUCGACCUCUUAGUACAUUGGUAUUAGCUGAGCAUGAAGGAGGAUCAAUCAAAAUCUCAUCAUUAAGUGCUGUGGAGGCUGCAAAAUCUUUAGGCGGGGACAAUUCUGUAUCGUUGCUACUUGCUGGAUCCGGUCAAUCCCUUAAGGAAGCUGCGGCACAUGCUGCUUCAUCCCACCCUUCAAUUUCUCAGGUCCUUAUUGCUGAUUCUGACAAAUUUACUUAUCCUUUGGCUGAACCAUGGGCCAAAUUAGUCCAUCUGGUUCAGCAGAGAGGUGGCUACUCACACAUAAUGGCUGCAUCAGGUUCAUUUGGGAAAAAUGUAUUACCGCGUGCAGCAGCCCUUCUGGACAUUUCUCCAAUUACUGAUGUCACUAAGAUAUCUGGAUCAAACCUCUUUAUUAGGCCAAUAUAUGCAGGAAAUGCUCUUUCUACAGUUCGUUACACAGGUUCCAGCCCAUGUAUGUUGAGCAUUAGAGCUACAUCUUUUCCCGUUGCUUCAUUACCAGCUGAUUCGAAAUCUGAUGCCGCCUCAAUAGAUCAAGUUGAUCUUUCAACCUUGGAUGAAGAUGAUUCAGUUGGUAAAUCAAGAUAUAUAAAGCUUUCCUCCCAAAAUGUGGAACGCCCGGAUCUUGGAAAUGCACGUAUUGUAGUUACCGGGGGACGAGGUGUAAAGAGUGCUGAGAACUUCAAAAUGAUAGAUAAGCUCGCGGAAAAAAUAGGUGCUGCAGUUGGUGCCACUCGUGCUGCAGUUGAUGCUGGAUUUGUUCCCAAUGACCUCCAGGUUGGCCAGACUGGAAAAAUUGUUGCCCCAGAAUUGUAUAUGGCUUUUGGGGUUUCUGGGGCGAUUCAACACAUAGCAGGCAUGAGAGAUUCCAAGGUCAUUGUUGCUGUGAAUAAAGAUGCGGAUGCACCCAUAUUCCAGGUUAGGGUCAAUCUUUUUGUUUUUUCUCUCCAAAAUGAAUUCAUGCUCAAACAAACUAUGCUUUUCUCACACUAUGUUAUUCCACGAGACAGGGAGAAGGGUAAAGGAGAGAUUAACCCAUUGUCUUACUACCUUUGAUGGAGUAUUGGUUUA